CAUCAAAUCGAGGUACCAUACCCGACUAGCAGCACUGCAACCAACAUGAAGCUUAGCCUCGUCCUCUCCCUGGUCGUCACCGCCCUGGCCGCCCCCGACGCCUACCCCGUCGUAUCUUCCGUCUGGCCGCCCACAGCCCAACGCCCACACCACGCCCACACGCAAUACACUCCAAGCCUGGCCUACGAAGCCGCUUCAUCCUACGCUUCAGUUGCUCCCGGCAUCGUUUCAGCUUCAGUUCCAACAGCUGGUUCCUCGUCCCUCGCCGUGCUGCCCGUGACGCGUCCUGUACCGGCCUUUGCUUUGGCUCCGGCGAAGAGACCGGCGCCGCACCACGCACCCGCUCGCGCCUACUCGUACGCACCGGGGAAAAAGAGCCACGACUUCGGCUGGGCUGUGGGCGCGGGCGGCAGCAACUACGGCCACCGGGAGUCCACCGACGGCUACACCACCAAGGGCUCCUACUUCGUCGACCUCCCCGACGGACGCCGCCAGAAGGUCACCUAUUACGUCAGCGGCGACUCGGGCUACGUGGCCGAGGUCAGCUACGAGGGGGCGCCACAUUACCACGCCCCCAAACCCGCCUAUUACAAGCCCGUCCCGGCAUACAAGCCAGCUGCUCACGCCCACGUUCAUGCCCUCAAGCACUUGGUUUCCUCCGCCCACCUUCCGAGUCCUUUCCAUGGCUGAAUCAUCGAAAAUACUGACCGAUUUGCGAGUAUGUUUGUAUUUAUGUAACAGUUAAUGAACGUUC
Molecule: messenger RNA, 754 nt
Organism: Penaeus indicus
Lineage: Eukaryota; Metazoa; Arthropoda; Malacostraca; Decapoda; Penaeidae
Product: pro-resilin-like
Exons: 3
Coding region: 46-690 (214 amino acids)
Cellular component (GO): extracellular matrix
Source: RefSeq, a predicted model, not a curated record